Periophthalmus magnuspinnatus is the source of this 1551-nucleotide messenger RNA. RefSeq names its product nuclear speckle splicing regulatory protein 1 (gene nsrp1). The transcript is spliced from 7 exons. Bases 28 to 1551 code for a protein of 507 amino acids. Lineage: Eukaryota; Metazoa; Chordata; Actinopteri; Gobiiformes; Gobiidae. Gene Ontology annotation, biological process: regulation of alternative mRNA splicing, via spliceosome. The record is from RefSeq and is a predicted model, not a curated record.
GCGGUCUGAGCACAUUGAAAAAGCAAGAUGGCGGCUCCCUCAAAGCAGUAUGGGCUUAUCCUGCCUCAAAAGAAAGGACUGACGAAAACAGCAACACUUCCCAGACCUUCAGUGUUUGGAGAUGACUCUGAUGAUGAGACAUCAGUUGGUGAAACAUUACAGAAAGAAGCAGUCAAGAAGAAAAUUAUGAAGCAGACGCGGUUGGAGAUGCAGAAGGCCCUAGAUCAGGACAGUACAGUAUAUGAUUACGAUGCAGUGUAUGAUGACCUUCAAAAACAAAGACAAGAAAAUAACAAGAAAAUACUCGGAGGAACAGAUAAAAGACCAAAAUAUAUCCACCAGUUGAUGAAAGCAGUGGAAGAACGAAAAAAAGAACAAGAACGGAGAGAAGAGAGGAAGAUCCAGAAGGAACGUGAGGCAGAGGGGGAGCAGUUUGCUGAUAAAGAAGCAUAUGUCACCUCAGCAUACAAACAGAAACUUCAGGAGAGGAAAGAGGAGGAGGAGAGAGAGAAAAGAGAGGCAGCUCUAGAAGCAGCAUUAGAUGUUAAGAAGCAGCAGGACCUCAGUGGUUUCUACAGACACCUUUUAAAUCAAACUGUCGGAGAGGAGACUGUCUCGGAUCAUUCAACAGAAAAAAAUGGAAGUUCUAAAACUGCAAAAGACACAAAAUGGACAUUGCCUGUCCGAUCGCCUUCGCCCAAAGAUAAAAACGAUAGUGACAGCGAAGAGAUUCAAGAGCAGAAAUUUGGGUUUAACAAGCCACAUUCAAAACGCCAGUACAGACAAAGGUCUCCUUCAUCAGGCAGCGGAGACGACUGGAACCAAGACAAGGACGUCAGGCGAAAGAAGAGUUACCGAGAUCAAGAUAAAGGCAGAGAGAGGGAUAGGCAUCGGGAGAAGGAGAGGCAAGAGAGGCACAGAGACAGGGAACGAGACAGGCAUGGAGGACGCGGUGAUGAAUUCGAUAGACGAAAAGACAGAGAGAGGAGAAGAGAGAAGGACAGAGAGAGAGAUUGGGAGCGAGAAAAAGAAAGUGAAAGGGAUAAAGAAAGAGACAGAGGGCGAGAGAGAGAGCGUGAUAGGGAGAGAGAUAGGGAGAAAGAGAGAGACAGGGGGCGAGAGAGGGAAGAUAAGCACACCAAAAGAGAAAUAAGUCCAAAAACUCGAGAACACCAUAAGAACGAAGAGAACGAAAAGAAAUGGCAUUUGGACAACAAGCAAAGAGACAAAGAUCAGGACAAUAAAAAGGACAAGAAUGACUCAGAAAAUGAAACGUCUGCUAAAACUGAACCAAAAAAGAGACGAGACAUAGAACCAAAAAUUCCCCAAAAGAGUCAACAAACAAAACCAAAAAGCCCAUUAAGGAGUCAAGAAACAAUGGAAAAGCGUAAAGAACGGGAUGAAAGAAAAGAGGGUGAUGAAGUGGAAAAGGAAAGUAAGUUUGCUAAACGCAGCACAGAUCAGAGUGUGGGGUCAGCAAGAGAGCGGUAUCUGGCGAGACAAAUGGCACGGGCCAGUUGUAAGAGCUACAUCGAAAAUGAGGAAGACUAA